Spirodela intermedia is the source of this 924-nucleotide messenger RNA. The record is from the annotation of a GenBank genome assembly. Lineage: Eukaryota; Viridiplantae; Streptophyta; Magnoliopsida; Alismatales; Araceae.
AUGGGGCUUCUUGACAAGCUGUGGGAUGACACCGUGGCUGGCCCCCGGCCGGAGUCAGGCCUCGGCAAACUGCGAAAGUACUCCAACUUCGUCGCGCCGCGGAUCGACACUUCAGUCAAAGGUGAGGAACUCUGGCGUGGAUCUGAUCAUCGGAGAUGCCUGCGGGGAGAAUGAACCAGUCUGGUCGUCCGAUCUGGCACUGGUUCCGCUCAGAUCCGGCUUUCUCUCGUUGUUGUUCGAUCUCACUUCUUAUGGUGGCCUGCCUGUGGUAGUGGCAGAGAUAGCGGGGGACAUGGGGAGGACUGGAGGCGGAGAGGACUCGCCGGAGGCGACGCCGCGGGUGACGCGGAGCAUAAUGAUCAAGAGGCCGUCGGGGAGCCCCGCGGCGACGCCGCCGGAGUCGCCGGCGGGGUCGACUCCUCCGUUAUCGCCGUUCUUCGGUAAGGGUUUUUUUGCCGAUCCAGUACUAAACUACAAAACGGAAAAGUUAAAACGAUGUGAACGAUGGACAGUUAAGAUGACUGAAUUACCCUCGGAAAUAUCCCGAGAUACGCCUACUCGAGAGGGCACAUUUUAGUACUUUCGGAACAGAAGAGACGAUUCGUCACCCUGCCGGUCUAGAGAAGAGGAAUUUUUGGAAGGUUCCGGAAGUUCUCGAGACGAGACCGUGGCUGUCGUUUUCACGCUCCGUCAUUACAGUGAAAAUUUUAGUCUAACGAAUCUAAAGGCUGCUGUCAUCCCUCUCAAAUAAAGUGUCUCAAAAUCUCAGGUGGCGGCGGGCGGAGGGAGUGGAACCGGUUCCGCCGGAAAUCCACGUCCGACGCGUACGACAGAGCGGCAGCGGCGGGCGGCAGCGGCGGGGGAGUCACGCCGACGGCGGCGGCGCCGUCCAGCAGACCUUCUUUCCCUCCCUUCGAAGUGUAA